Messenger RNA from Fusarium odoratissimum NRRL 54006, 2580 nucleotides. RefSeq lists its product as uncharacterized. The coding region runs from base 1234 to 2019 and encodes 261 amino acids. The transcript is spliced from 2 exons. The record is from RefSeq and is a predicted model, not a curated record. NCBI's taxonomy places the organism in Eukaryota, Fungi, Ascomycota, Sordariomycetes, Hypocreales, Nectriaceae.
CGAGUCACUUCCGUUGACUUUGUUUAUCACGAGUCUUGCCAUUGUCUUGUUCACAAGCAAAACGGGAUCAAGCAAACAAUGCUUUCAUACUGUCCGAUUCAUUCUUAUCACCGAAUAACUAAUAUCUCCGACUGGCACAAAUCGGUUCGCUGAACUUUUUGAGUGAGCGCCAAUAUCUGCCCGCCAAGUAGUUUACGGAUCACGGAUACAGCACUGUAUUUGGUGUCGUCACCUCGGUCUGGGCUGGAACUUACCUUGUUUAGCUAUCUUGGCUUUCUUACAGUUUCUCGCAUUCAGGAUUUAUCGUGUAUCCGGUAACCGACUUUGCCGGUAUUCUCAACGGCAUCGUUAUCUCUGCCAUCAAUUGUGUGCCUCGAAUCCGGCUUGGUUGAACUGAUCGACAACAACUGUCAACAAAGCAGCGCGGCCCCUUUCACUGCCGAGUCGCCCUGCCUGUCUCGGUCUCUGCCUGUCUCUCGUCAUUGUCACUUUAUCGUUUCCGACAAUUGCAAGGGAGUCGUCUACCUAGCUCAAGCCAAGCGCCCCCUCGUUCCCCGUUCCCUGUCAGGCAAAGCGUCCAGCGACCGCGACACCACCAAAGAGAAGAGAAGUCCACUCUGUUGCACCGUCUCUCACUCCACACAGGCUCCACGCUCCAGCCGCUGGCCGCCAGGGCUCCUUGGCUGCUUUGUUUUGCUUCGCUUGUUCAUUCACUUGCUCACUGUCUCCCCAUUAGCUUGCCUUGGAGUACAGCGCUGCACCACGAAGCGAUUCACUGCUACUACGUACUGCAGACCCGCGUUCCUCAACUCUGCCCUGCCUGGUUGUCGCGUUGCAUUUGUAUCUGCUCUAUGUCUGAGCGUUUUAUCUGAGUGGACGAGACUCCGGGCCAUUCACUGCCCCACCCCCGGUCUUGCGGCCCCCGGCCUGGGCGAUCCAUCCUUAGCCAUCUUCCCAGCGAACUUGACGUCUUUCACUUUUGCUCCCGAGACCUGGCCACGCUACGGAUACCGACUACAUUCAUCCACAUCUCCAUUUCCAUCCACUUUCGCAUUCCUCAUUUUCAUACGCAUCCUUGAUCCGACAUCCUCAAAUAGUCGCAAAAUUCGCAUCGAAUCGCAUUGCUAGCGAACGAACCACUCGUUUACGCCGCUCCUCCUCUCGCGUUCUUCCCUUUUCUGCGUGGUGUGACCUCAGAUCACAUCCUUACCGCGCCAUCACCCUUCACCCAGUAUGUCGGCUCCAGCGGACUCCACCAUGAGUGGUGGUAAGGCUGCGCCAGUUGAAACUUCACGGCUCGAACAGCCUAACGAUGCGGUAGCCAUGGAAAACAUUGCCCAGCCCUCCGAGCAGGCGCCUGCCGAUCACGCCCCCGAAUCCGCCGAUAAGACAGUUACAACUGAACCAGCACCGUCUACUGCUGUGCCAGCUACAUCCGAGAACACCGAUAACUCAGCAGCCACUGCAGCAGCCUCAUCGAAGGGAAAGGAGAAGGAUACAGCUCCUCCUCCACCACCUACUAAGCAAGACUCGAAUCUGGGCAUCGGACCUGCUGUGGACGACAUCAGAGAAAUUUCAGGGGGUUCUUCCGACGGACCCGUUUGCAACAUUACCCUUCUCCUUACUUCAGGAAGCCGACAUCCGUACAAGAUUGAUGCCAAGUACUUGAGUCGGAGGAGCGUGGAUAUCCCAGACCAGACGGAGAGUGGCCUUCCGGAUCCCUUCAGUAUCAGCGUUUAUACCCUCAAGGAAUUAAUAUUGCGCGAAUGGCGAAGUGAUUGGGAAGCAAAACCAGCAAGUCCCAGCAGCAUUAGACUCAUUCAUUUCGGAAAGCUCCUAGAUGAUAAGGAGCAAUUGAAAAAAUAUCAACUUUCAACCGAGAGCCCCAAUGUUGUACAUAUGAGCAUUCGGCCGCAGGAUCUUGAUGAGGAAGAACCCAAGGCGGGAAAUAAGAACCUUUCAUCGAGCGGCGGUGAUGGCCAACGUUCGCGGGACAGCAAUUGCUGUAUCAUUUUAUAAGUGAAGGCCACUUUUUUGACUACAGGCAACUUCCAGACUGACUGCUCAACGCAUGCUCUCACGAGAAGAGCCAAGUCCAAAGACUCUCAUGCACUCAACGUUUUGAGUCGGCGGGGUCUUUUUAGCCACCAUAGUCUUCACUUUAGUUGAUGAGCAUUCGGGUGACACUCAUUCAUUCCUUAUAACUUUUCCUUGGUUUAUUGUAUGUAUUUAUCAGCAGAAGCGUAUGACGAUUCUGCUGUGUGGGAGACGGGGACACCGGAGUCUACAUUGGCGUAUCAUCGUGUAUUCUGAGUUAUGGGUUUGGUUGUAUUUUUGUUCUGUAAUCUUCUUUUUCUUCGGCAUAUUUGUCGACGCGUUAUCAAUCACAGCGCAUUCAUAGCAGUAUAGAAAGCAUUUAUGUUGCGAUUGCAUGGUCUCAUCUUCUCAGCAGAAGAACAGACGUUGGUUCUCUUGUUCGUUAACUUCCUUGAGCCUGUCUAAAGUGUUGUAAUUUAUGGUAUACAAGGAGAUGGCUAUGUCGUCGUUUCCUUUGAGACAGCCAGCCGGCUUGUUUACUGG